GGUUCGAUAGUUGUUUCGUGUGUGUAGUAGUGUUUCCUCACCAGCUCGCACUGCCUUCCGUGCCCAUAGCGUUGCUCUGGUCGUGACUUUUGUCGGCGGAGGCUCUCUCCGACGAUCUGGCCGACGAAAUCGAUGUUCAGUUUCCCUGAUUCAACUCCCGACCUCAUUGACGACUCGUGCUACGAGCCAACGGCGUUACUUUGUCGUGACUUUCGUCGGGGAAGUCCUCGCCUCCGACCUGACCGACGAAAUCGACUGCAGUCACGAUUCCAGCGACGAGCCAGUAGCGAUGUUCCUUUGGUCGUGACUUUUGUCGGGGGAUGGUCUCUUUUCCGGAUUGACCGACGAAAUCGAAGGCUUCGGUUUGAAGAAUUCCCGCUUUUAUUUGUUUAUUAAUUCUUUUUUAUUGUUAUGUGCCUUCGUUUCGCUCUUUCGACAACCGGUGGCCCAUUCUUCUCUCUCUCUCUCUCUCUCUCUAGAGUCGACACCCAUCGAUCAGAAUGGAGCACGGGAAACCCUAAUCUCAGGUCUCUGAAGAGGGGAAGGAGAGGACGGUUUAGGGUUAGGUUUCGGCCAUGGCAUCGUCUCGUGCCGUGCUCGGGCUGCCAGUGAAGUGGCGGACCUUUGGGAAUGGAGCCCUCGUGGAGAGACGGAGGGUUUUUGCUCUAGGUGAUGUUGCCUCCUCUUUUGCUCGCGACGGGGAAAGAAAGCUCCUCGGGCAUCUGGCCCUAGUGGCCAAAUCGCAUUCCAGCCGGGGGGAGAUCUCUGGGCAAGCGAAGCUGAGGGUGUUGGAGGCUCCGGCCGCAGAAAAUUGGCAGAUUCUAUCCGGGGUGGAGAUUCCGGUGACUUGUUUUCAGCUUCUAGGUGUUACAGCGCAAUCAGAAAAGGAUGAGAUUGCCAAAGUUGUGAUGGAGUUGAAAAGUUCAGUGAUUGAAGAUGGAUAUACUGCAGGCACCAUUGUUUCUCGGCAGGUUGGAGAAGAUAAGAUGGUUCUAGAAAUUGGCCAAGCAGCGUUACAACUUGCUGAUGCUAAGCCAUAUAGUCAUGAUUUGCUUCUCUCCAUGACUCUAGCUGAAUGCUCAAUUGCAAAGAUUUGUUUCGAGAACAACAAGAUAUCUGAAGGCUUUGAAGCUCUUGCAUAUGCCUGUUACCUAUUAAGGAGCCACAUCUCUCUAGGGAAAAUGCCAUUACUCUCGCAGAUAGAAGAAUCCUUAGAGGACCUUGCACCUGCUUGCACAUUGGAGCUUCUGGGCCUGCCUCAUGUUCCUGAUAAUGCUGAAUGUAGACGUGGAGCAUUGGCAGCUUUGCAAGAACUGAUUAGACAGGGUCUAGAUGUUGAGUUUUCCUGUAGAGUUCAGGAUUGGCCUUGUUUCUUGAUUCAGGCUAUGAACAAGCUAAUGGCAUCUGAAAUUGUUGACCUUCUUUCUUGGGAUUCCUUGUCCAUUAAACGCAAGAAUAAAAAAUCCAUUGAGUCUCAGAAUCAAAGGAUUGUGCUUGAUUUUAACUGCUUUUAUUUGGCCAUGAUCGCUCACAUUGCUCUUGGAUUUUCAACACGACAAAAUGAGAUGAUUUCUAGAGCAAAAACCAUUUGUGAGUGCUUGAUUAUAUCAGAGGGAGCAGAAUUGAAAUUUGAGGAAGCUUUUUGCUCAUUUCUUCUUGGUCAGGGUGGUGGGAUGGAGGCUGUUGAAAAGCUUCAACAGCUUGAAGCAAUCAGAAGUUCCACCUCACGGAAUUCACUAUCCAGUUUGAGUGGAAUGGACAAGGACAAGGUCUUAGUUAACCAGGCACUGGAAACUUGGCUGAAAGAUGCUGCUCUUUCUCUCUUUCUGGAUACACACGAUUUCUCUCCUUCUAUGGCCAACUUCUUUGGGAGUCCAAUGCGAAUUCUUAGUGUUGGCAAGCAGAAAAUAGGAACCACAAAAUCACUUCCUUCUGCUGGCAAUCGUAUAUCAAAUUUUGGUCUUUUACCCGACCAUGGAACUUCUGUUGCGCAAGCUGCACACGAUAAUUUGACCAAUCAUCUGGACAAAGCUUUCAAACAUCUUUUAUCAGUUAACUUGCAGAGACAAAUGUCUGUAGGUGAUCCUACUGGUAAUAUUAGUCUGCCAUCUUCUCAGCUAAAGAGAAAUAUUGAUUUUCAUUCCAAGAGAUUCUGGGAAAGCUGGUUUAGCAAAGGAAAUAUGGCAGGAAAGAUUGCCCAUACUGCUCUUGUUGGAUGGAUCGUAUUUGGUGCAUUUAAGCUCCUCACUAUGCGAUCUGGUAAUUCUAACGUGCCAUAUGAAUUGAAGACAAGUCACCCUUGCAGUACUAGUCAAAUCACUGCUUCGAGUCAUCAUGGUAGUUGUGAUAGUGCAUCUGCUUUCGUAAAGAGGGAUCUAAUGGGUCAGCUACGGAAGUUUUGGGCUAUUUUCAGGGGAGACCUCAAGUGUACAAUUGGUGUUGGAAGUUUGCAGAAUACAUGGCCCACCGAUGAUCUUUCACGUUCCUCUGCUGUUGCUGCUGGUACUCAGGUACAUAGACGACAGAUGGCUAUUGAAGAAGCAGAAGCACUGGUGAAGCAGUGGCAAGAUAUAAAGGCUGAGGCAUUAGGUCCUAGUCAUCAGAUUCAGUUGCUGCCUAAUAUUCUUUCUGAAUCGAUUCUUUUAAAGUGGCAAGAAUUGGCAAAUUCAGCAAAAGCAAGAUCCUGUUUUUGGAAGUUUGUUUUGUUACAAACCUCUAUUCUGCAUGCUAAGAUAGUCUCAGAUGGAGGUGAUGAUGAGAUGGCUGAAAUCGAGGCUGUGCUUGAGGAAGCUGCUGAACUUGUUGAUGAUUCUGAGCCAAGAAAGCCGAAUUAUUACAGUACAUACGAAGUCCAUUAUAUCCUUAGAAGACAAGAAGACGGUUCAUGGAGAUUUUGUGGAGGUGGUAUCCAGAAUCAAAAUAUGACAUGAUGAGCUUAUCAAUCAGAUGUCCCAGCUGGUUUGGUUUAAGGCGUGGGUUGAUCAAUUCUUGCAUCCUUCUUCCUUCAGGAGUAACUACCGUAGGUUUGACUUUUUCAUUCUCAUGCGAUGAUGUGUCUUUUUGAUUCUUUAUCUCGUGCUAAUGUAAAGCAUACAGCCUUGUUCCCGUCCUUGUCCUAUUACCGUCUGUAUAUUUGCCGAGAAUAUAUGCUUUUACUAGAUCGGUGGUAUAUUUCCUUC
Musa acuminata AAA Group (dessert banana) is the source of this 3179-nucleotide messenger RNA. Its product is annotated as plastid division protein CDP1, chloroplastic. NCBI's taxonomy places the organism in Eukaryota, Viridiplantae, Streptophyta, Magnoliopsida, Zingiberales, Musaceae. Gene Ontology annotation, biological process: chloroplast fission. Bases 576 to 2930 code for a protein of 784 amino acids. The record is from RefSeq and is a predicted model, not a curated record. The transcript is spliced from 12 exons. Gene Ontology annotation, cellular component: chloroplast inner membrane.